This is a messenger RNA of Lasiodiplodia theobromae, 2289 nucleotides long. RefSeq lists its product as uncharacterized. Lineage: Eukaryota; Fungi; Ascomycota; Dothideomycetes; Botryosphaeriales; Botryosphaeriaceae. The transcript has 5 exons. The record is from RefSeq and is a predicted model, not a curated record. Bases 1 to 2289 code for a protein of 762 amino acids.
AUGCCGCACGCCUUGUCCGACAUGUCGUCAUCCCCGGCCCAGAAGCCGGGAAGCCCGGCCGGCAAGGAGCUGCUGGAUAAGGGAAUGAGGAAGUUCAAGAUGAUCAAUCGUAUCAUCCAGUACGAGGACGCUCUUAUCAAACCCGGCGAGGACGCUCUGGACCUCCGCCAUCGCACCCAGUAUCGCCGCCGCAACACCACAAGAAACCCCACCGCUACUCCCCGCCUUCACGCCUCUCGGAGAGCAGGGACUUCCAUCUCGUCGGAUUACUCUGCCACCAGCUACGCAAGCAAUGGGAGCAAUUCUUCAACCUCAGGCAGCAGCAACAGCAGCUCUUCCUCCGCCUCUCUUGCUCGACGCACAGACGCCUUGCGCAUCCAGCAUUCUGAUCUCGACUGUUCGACCCGUCAACAGUCCCGGUACCGCUCCGAUGCGAACACCAGCGCUCCAGGAAAUCUGUACGCCAGAUAUAUAUUUCACGGCUCGGAUGAGAAUGUCUCCGAAACGACACCCGUUCCGGAGGCUGCCGCCAUAGCCUCAACAGCCAUUACGUCGCCGCAUCCAGGAAUAGAUCAUGCGGCGCCCAGCUUGAAGCCACUUUCUGUCGUUGCAAUGUCUCGUGAGAGCUCUUCUCAAGGGGUUGCUGGGGGGAACAAUGACACUCGUUCAUCUCUGUACGAGAACAACAAUGAGAAUCCCGACAACGACACCAUUGAUGAGCAGUCUGAACCUGACUCUUCUGUGCCUUCCAACGACCACCAACCAACUCCCCCUAGCGAUGAUGAUCACCAUCAAGAUACCGACGACGCUUCAUCAGAGCAUGAUGACAGCGAUGCCCCCUCAGAUGACUCGCGCUACUCCCCAGACCCCCUGCAGAGGGACUUCCUUGAGGAGAUCCUGCGUCCGGUUAAGCAGCAUCUCUUCCAACGGCUCAUGGUUUAUAUUGCAAACAGCACGACGGCUCCCAAAGAAGCCCCUGCUUCCACGGACCAGGGUCUAUCUGCCAGCCGUGCCAACGGCAAGAGACCCUCCGUGACCACCAAUGGUUGCACAGGCCGCACGUUCAUGGGCGCAAGUCGGAAGAGGAAGAUGGGGAACGCGGAUUCUCCGGGUGACAACGAUGACAGUGAUGAUGACGAUGACGAUGAACGCCGCCGUCCCCGUAAACCACGCAAAUCCCCAAGCCCACAUGAACAUCACGAGGGGCGGAGGAUCGCGUGCCCGUACUUCAAGCGAAACCCGCGUAGUCCGGCGAAGGCCGAUGCGUGCUUCCGAACUGGGUUCAGGGACAUCACGAAGAUGAAAGAGCAUUUAGAACGGGUACACGACUGCUCCAUCCAAUGCCCCCGCUGCUAUAAGGUAUUCAAGACGCAAGAUGAUGUGAAUACCCACCUCCGCCGUCCCGAAGAUCAGAUGUGCGCGCGGGUCCAAGAGAGGCCGUUCACCGACGGCUACAACGCCGCGCAGGCCGGAAUGCUCAGGGGCCGCAUGCGAAACAAGCCUCUUGAGGAGAAAUGGAAGUACAUCUGGCGCAUCCUGUUCCCUGCGGAUCAGGACGACGAGAUCCCACCGCCAUGGUGGGUAGACCGUGAUGAGAUACAAGGAAUGAAUUUCUACGCGCGCUACGAGAACUUCAUGCGCAACGAUCUGCCCCGCCGCGUCGAGCAGGGCGUCCUCAUGCUUGUCGAUCAGCUUUUCCUGUCUGAAACUUUGCAGGGUCAUGUUGAGACGAUUGUGCAGAACUGCUUGGAGCAGUCGUACUCCCUUUUCCGCCGUCGAGCAGCUGACGGGCAAACGAUGGCAUCACCUCAACACGAGGCUGAUUUGCCAUCAGCAGGGGUACCAGCGGUAGCCUCUUCCUCAGCUACUGUUGACCCGCGAAUCGCGAUGCUGGGCGCAAACCCUGACCAUGUUCAGCCUGGAUUGUGGCCUGCAACCCCAGGUCGCUUAGCAGCGCCGGCAUUUACGACUAGUGGUGGUCUAGCUCAACAGCAGCCUGUCGUCUCACCCUACACGGCACAGCAUCCUUCAUCCCUGCUGACCGAUCCAGGCUUAACUCAGCCGGGAUACGCCAGUAACGUGGCAGAGAUGGAUACCAGCUUCUUGACCGUUGAGCACGACGUCGCUACGGCACAUACGCCAGUAGGCCGGUCGCCGGAUGGGCAGUGGGACUCUAUGGAUGACGCUGCAGCCUUGUUUGAUCCUGGUUUCGAUGAUCUGAGCUCAAGAUAUCACGCUUCACUUUCUGGAGGGAGUCACAAUCAAGGUGGAUAUUUGAGAAGGGACUAA